AACAGCAAAAAUACUCACCAAUUUAAGACGAGAAUCUGCGAGAAUAGACUACGAAGGAUAAAACGGAAACAGAUAGUAACGCCCGAGAAAUCGAAAUCGAAAUCGAAAAUGGAAGAGAAUGGAACAGAAACAACGAGCAAGUGCGAAAAUGGAGAGGGAAAGUAGAGUAGAGAGUUCUGAAGACGUACCGCCCGCGAAAUCAGAAAAAUAUUGAUUAAUGUACUAAAUUAAUUCUGAACGUUAGAUUAGAUGAGUGAUGAACGGACCAGAUCAGGUCUCACGUCCUCACUUUUAAAAACGGGGCGCAUCUGAACCAUUCCCUAUAUAUAUAUAUAUAUAUAUAUAGAUGUUUUUAACUCUAAUACAGACAUCUCAUGAAAACUAAUGUAGUUAUCAUAAUCAUCACGCACCGCCUUAAAUUAACAAUGUAUGUAUUGGAACAGAUGUCUUUGACAAGUUCAUUGAAAAACAAAACAAAUUCAGUGAAAAUUUGGAGAAUGAUGCUAAGGGAUUGCUAAGCUUAUAUGAAGCAGCCCACCUGAGAACACGUGGAGAAGAAAUAUUGGAUGAGGCGGUGAGCUUCACGGUCCGUCAUCUGAAGCGCAUGGUACAACAGUUAGAGCCUGCACUCCAAGCCCGAGUGAAGAGGGCUCUAGAGCGACCCCUUCAAAGGGGCAACCCAAGAAUGGAAGCUCGUCAGUAUAUUUCAUCUUAUGAGAAAGACGAGUCGAGGAACGAGCAGCUUCUUAAGCUUGCCAAAAUAGAUUUCAAUUAUGUGCAGAACAUCUACAAGGAGGAAUUGCAUCAAGUCACCAGAUGGUGGAGCGAAUUGAACCCAUGUCUGCCAUACGCGAGAAACCGAGUGGUGGAGGCCUAUCUCUGGGGAACUUCACUCCAUUUCGAACCUCAGUAUUCUUUUGUUAGGAUGACAUUCGCCAAAUACGUUCAAAUGCUUACGACUUUGGACGAUACAUAUGACAAUUAUGCGUCGGUUGAAGAAGGCGAUAUUUUUACUGAUGCUAUGGAAAGAUGGAACAUUGAUGAGAUCGAUCGGCUUCCGGAUUAUAUGAAACCCCUCUACAGGUGUAUUUUGAGAAUGUUUGACGACUAUGAAAUUGAUGCAGCCAAACAAGGGAAAAUGUUUGCUGUUCCUUAUGCCAAGCAAACUAUGAAAGAGAUAUGUAGGACCCACAGCCAAGGGCUUAGGUACACCCUGGGAGCGCCAAUGGGUUCAUUCGAGGACUAUGUUGUGAACACGGUAAUCACGAGUGUCCUGUACGUGACAUGUGCUGCUACUGUCCCAGGCUUGAAAUCAGUGUCCGAGGAGACCAUAGACUGGCUCAAGAGCCAGCCCAAAAUGAUUCGGGCUUCUGCUAUGGUCUGUCGAUACUUGGACGACUUGGGCAGCCAUGAACGCGAGAGCCAGCAGGACACACUCCUGACGGGGUUGGAUUUCUACGUUAGACAUCAUGGUGGGUCGAUUCCAGAGGCUAGGGACAAGUUUGAGGAGCUAGCUGAGGAUGAAUGGAAGGAUUUGAACGCCGAGUGGAUAAGAGACGUUAAAAGUGGUGUUCCACGGGAAGUGGUGGACGAGGUUCUAGGCUAUGCUCGGUCAUCUGAUGUCUUUUACAGGCAUUGUAGGGAUGGAUAUGCAAAACCUCAUGAAGUUAUGACGCCCGAAGUCGAUGCUCUUUUCAUCGACCCUAUUGUCGUUUAAGAGAGCUAUAGAUGAGAAAUCAGGCGAGACGUAAAUGUUAAUGUCGUUAAAUAAAAGCCAUUUGUCUCGCCUGUUUUGAAUAUUUAUGGGUUUGAAGGCAACUAUAUCAUUUCACUUUUGUAUUUUUUUUCUUUUGUACGUGUGAUGUUUUUGUUUCAGAUUACUUGCGAUGGUAUGUGUGGUGUGUUUGAUUUUUGACGUGCGAAUCUAGUGCACGCGCAAUGGAAUUUCAAAAUUUUCUUAUCGACAACGAAGAUCCGGCUAUAUCUAUUCGAUAUGACCUAGGUUGUGUGAAUCAUAAAUGUAAACAUACAGUGUUCAUAAGCUUUACCCCUGACUAUGGUAUCCACGCAAUUUAGUUUCUCGGUGCACGAUUCAAUGCAGUGAAUCAAUUUUGGUGAAGAAGCUAGGAAUACUCAAUCAAGAAAGCUACAGAGUGUGUAUAUCUAGAUCUUUUGAUGUUACAACAUGUAUUAUUAUUUCAUCGAUCAAAGACUGUGAAGAGAUAAUGAGAUAUUUAUAAUUAGAUCAAACU
This is a messenger RNA of Striga asiatica, 2252 nucleotides long. Lineage: Eukaryota; Viridiplantae; Streptophyta; Magnoliopsida; Lamiales; Orobanchaceae. The record is from the annotation of a GenBank genome assembly.